AUUAGCAACUACGAUCGCAAAUAUUGAUGACGUAAACAACGCCUUUGGUCAGAGGAGAAGCAAUGUCCAAUUUUUCUGUAACAACUGGUAGAGAUGGCAGUCGUUCUUUUGGUGAACAUGAUGACAGAUGGUCUGAUUCUGGGGGCAGCCGUGGUGGUGGAAAACAGAGAUACCGUGGCAGAGGUAACAGAGGAUAUGGAGGUUAUGGUGGAAACCGGGGAGGGAGUUACAACCGUGGGGGAUUCCAAAAGAGAGGUGGUGGUGGUGGUGGUGGAUAUGGUAGACCAAGGGGAAGAGGAAGAGGUGGACCUAAUCCCAGAAGUCGUUUAGACACAGAUGGUGACUUCAGUAUGGAUGACGAGGCAGGACCCUCCUCUAGGGAAAGAUUCUCACCUUAUGGUGUACCAAGUAGAAAUUAUUCAGGAAGAGGAAGGAAUAAAAACGGUGAUAACUAUGCUAAGAUGCAGAGAAUGGGAAUUCCAAUCACAGACUCUGAUGGGCCUGUAUGGCACAAAGUGGUGAUACCAUAUGGCAAAAAAGGUGGAAAAGACUUCAUACUGAAAUCUCUGUCAGAGAGGCUGCACACACCCUUCAACCCUGUCAAUUUCCACUUUGAACAAGAAAAAGCAAUAUUUUAUGUGCAAGAAAAACAUGAAGCCAAUGCGCUAAGAAGUCAGGACAAGAAAAUACAAUUACCCAAUGGUUUUAAGAUGAUUCUGAUUGUAAAACCCAGCCCCCCACCCAUCACAGAGAUCAGUAGUGAAGCAGUGGAGAAACUGAAAGUGUGCAUGAGUUCUAGAUUUGACCCCUCUACCAAAUCGCUCAACCUCAGUUGCUUGGCCAAGGACCAAUCAUUAGCAGCUGAAAAUAUAUUCAUGGCACUAAGCAGAAGAAGUGUAAUGAAUAGCGUUGUAAAGGUCAUAGAAGAAAACAUUCCAGAGUUGGAAGAACUAGACAUCAGUGAUAAUAGGUUGAUAUCACUGGAGAGCAUGAAAGAAUUGCCAAAGAAAGCACCCAAUGUCAAAAAAUUAAAUCUUGGAAAAAACAAGUUGGUCCACGUUGAUGAACUGCGGAAGAUACAAGAUUGGAAGCUUGAACAUCUGAUACUGGAAGGAAAUGACCUAUGUGAUAAGUUCAAAGAUCAAACUUCCUACAUUAGUGCCAUUAGAAAGAAGUUUCCAAAAGUUUUGACAUUGGAUGGCCACACACUGCCACCACCUAUUGUCUUUGACCUUGAGACUAGUUCUGAACUCCCUGAAGUGAAGGGAAGCUUUUUCAUCAAUGAUGAAAUACAGAGCUCAACAGUGAAUUUUCUGAAGGCUUUCUUCACAAUUUAUGAUUCAGACAACAGGCAACCAUUAAUGGAGGCUUAUCAUGAUGAAGCACUCUUUUCCUUGUCUGCGGCCAAAAAUCCAAAUAUAGAGUAUUCACAACCAAACAUAAAUAAUUAUCUUCAAGAAAGCAGAAACUUUACAAAGAUGAGCAAAGAUAGUCAAGCAAGAAGAAGAUUAUUAAAGAGAGGGAAAAUAAAUGUGGUGGCACAGUUGUGUGAUCUUCCCUCUACGACACACGACUACAACUCCUUCAUUGUUGAUGUGGAUCACUCUUCUGCCAGUCUCAGAAGUUUUGUCGUAGAAGGAGUGUUUAAAGAGACUGAAAGCAAGUCAGAUAGACCUCCCAUAAGAGCAUUUAGUCGUCGGUUUGUUACAGUUCCACAGGGAGCAGGAAUGAAUAUCAUCAAUGACAUGCUGACAAUAACAAAUGCCUCCAGAGAUCAAAUACAGAAAGCCUUUAAGCACCCUGCCCCUACCCCCUCUUCUAGCCCUGUCCCAGAGGCAUCUCCCCCAGCACCAUUCACUCAGGCUGGCCCCUCCACAUACACAGCUGAGCAGCAGCAGAUGAUUCAACAGUUUGCAGCUCAGUCAGGCAUGAACCAUGAAUGGUCCAUCAAAUGCCUGGAACAAAAUGGAUGGAAUUAUGAGAAAUCGGGAGAAAUAUUCUUGGAAUUGCAGAAACAAAAUAAGAUUCCUCCAGAUGCAUUUGCAAAAUGAAAAUCUCACUUUUCUGUGAAUGGACCCAACAUUAAUACUGAAUUCUCAGAAUCAUUUGGAAUAGGCUCAGGAUAAGCCAGUUUUUAAGUGCAUUAAUCCAGUAGUGAAUCCAAGUGUUUACAGUGAAUUGACCUCUCAGUAUUGUGUGGAAGCCUGAAUUUUAGCGGUUUUAUUCUGUUUAGAGGAACACUCUCUGAGCAUUAAGGAUGAUUGAGCUGAUUAUAAUCCUUGAACUGUUUUAAUAUGUGUUCAAAGUGGAAAAAAUUGAGAAGGAUUCAAAAUUCCUCUUUUACAUUAUUUUACUGUUAAAUGACAUUGUUUAAUCUGCACUUGUUAAUCAAAGAAGUAAAACAUUGUGAAAUGAACAGUGCUCAUAUCUGAUUUGUCACCAAUUUUAUUUCUAUUGCAGUUUGACAUACUGUACAAUGAAUACUUUUAUAUACAUGUAUUUUUUAAUUUUUAUUGAAAAUUUCAACAUUGUUAAUAAAAAUGAAAGAAAUGUCA
Messenger RNA from Saccostrea echinata, 2555 nucleotides. Its product is annotated as nuclear RNA export factor 1-like. The record is from RefSeq and is a predicted model, not a curated record. The coding region runs from base 63 to 2051 and encodes 662 amino acids. Lineage: Eukaryota; Metazoa; Mollusca; Bivalvia; Ostreida; Ostreidae. The transcript has 24 exons. Gene Ontology annotation, cellular component: nucleus; cytoplasm. Gene Ontology annotation, molecular function: RNA binding; protein binding. Gene Ontology annotation, biological process: poly(A)+ mRNA export from nucleus.